Kickxella alabastrina is the source of this 823-nucleotide messenger RNA. RefSeq lists its product as uncharacterized. Gene Ontology annotation, cellular component: Golgi membrane; Golgi medial cisterna; SNARE complex. The coding region runs from base 91 to 804 and encodes 237 amino acids. Gene Ontology annotation, molecular function: SNAP receptor activity. NCBI's taxonomy places the organism in Eukaryota, Fungi, Kickxellomycota, Kickxellomycetes, Kickxellales, Kickxellaceae. The record is from RefSeq and is a predicted model, not a curated record. The transcript has a single exon. Gene Ontology annotation, biological process: vesicle fusion; endoplasmic reticulum to Golgi vesicle-mediated transport.
AUCUACAUCUUUAAAAUUCAGCACGUUCAAUAUAAUUUUCUACUAAAAAUUUGCACACGCACGCAUCCAAUUGACCACAAUAACUUAUAAAUGGGCUCAGAAAGCGUCACAAUAGAGCUGCCAGGAGCUGGCGUGCGGCCAUGGGAACAACUCUUGCGCGAUGUGCGAGAGUUGGAGAUGCGUUUUGACAUGCAAAUUGCCGAAUACAUGAAGUUUGUGCAGCCAACGAGCCCCCGGGCGACAAUUUCAAGUGGCUCGGCAAGAAACGCAGCCAGCAGACAGAGCUGCUUGCGGCUAGAAAGCGAGCUAAAUACGGUACUCGGCGACCUCAACGCGGUUAUCGGAGAAAUGGGCGAAACAGUGCAGCAGCAGCGUGGGUCGGCGCGGGUGUUGGAACGCCACCAGGGCAUGUACGCCGACUAUGUACGAGAGUUCCAGAGGUACAGGACAAACGUGCAGGCGUCGCUUGCGCGGGCAGAACUUAUGGAUGGCAGUCAGGGCACCGGUGUGUCUGGCAAUAUUGGUGAUAGGGAUCGGCUGGUGAUGGAGCGCAGUAGGAUAGACCAGGCGCACACUGAUAUUGAUAUGGUUUUGGACCAGGCAUUCAGCGUGCGGCAGGAUUUGGCCGAGCAGAGAUCGAUGCUUGGUGGGGUCACGUCACGCAUGGUCGAUGUCACCGAGAGGAUACCAGGCGUCAAUCUGCUGCUCGGCCGCAUUCGCUCACGGAAACGCAAGGAGAAAGUCGUUCUGGCCAUCACCAUGGCCAUUUGCAUAUCCAUUUUGUUAUUUGUAUGGUCCGGCUAAAAAAAACCUUGGUCCACAA